AAUAUUUUCCACUAGGAACAAGUAUUUUACGAUUUUUCAUAUAUAAACCUUCCUGUACCUGUAUAUAAUUUAUAUAAACAAUUUAUUAAAAUAAUUUAUAUAAUAAUGUAUAUAAACCUUCAUAGUUCCAAUCUUUUUGUUGAAUUUUAUUAAGUUUUUGAACGAAUUCCUAACCUUAUUUCUUGACUGAUUCACUGUCAAAAUAAAUCAUAUAUAUUAUUAAUGUUUGUAAACAGGCCAUGAAAUAAAAAAAAAGAAGAAGAUUGUUUGUAAACUAAACAUAUUAUGUACAAGAAACGUGUUUCUUUAACGAAGAUAACAAUUAGUUGAAAUGAAUGAAUAACACUAUGUUAAGUUUGUGGUUGUUUCAAUUAAUUUAAAUGUAGACAUGUGCUUAAAUCGUCUACCAAAGUUAAAGAAAUGUUUAUUCUGUAUUUCAUUAAGAGAUGGAGUGUUUAUGAUUUCUAAAGGAGGUUUGGUUAGUAUAUUACAUGUAUUACUUUUUAUUGAGAACGCCUUUAAAUCGACCUUCAUUAUCACAGAACACAGAAAGACCUCUUUUCCGUGUUCUGUGCUCAUUAUUAUCGUCAGCCUAUUAAUACACAGCCUAAUAAUUGCAGGGAUACAGACCUUCCAAAACAGCCAAUACAUGCAUUAUUAUUUUAUUGAAUACGAUUUUGCUUUUUUGGUUCCAUACCCGAAGGGUAAAAUUAGGACUCUAAUACUAAGGCCCAUUUUCACUAAACUUAGGAGUCGCCCUAAUCUGUCGCCUAAAUAUUUAGGAAUCAAAAUGCAUUUCACCGUUGACUUGGAACCACUUAACGAAAUUAAGUGAUGUCUAAAGUUAUGAUAUUCUUUGCGUUGCCUUGCGCUAGGAAUUUGCGUAUAUGAUAGGUCAUAAAUAUGUCAAGGGAUAAAAGAAAAAAAUAUAUUUAUUUGGAAUUGAACUAACAUGCUUAGGCGAUUCCAGAUAUUAAGUGUUACGUAGUUAAGCUAGGUCUUGUUCUAGGUUAGUGAAAAUGGGUGUAUGACUCUGUUCGUUUGUAUGUCCGUCUUUCUGUUCGUCUAUCUGUC
Diatraea saccharalis (sugarcane borer) is the source of this 1074-nucleotide messenger RNA. The record is from the annotation of a GenBank genome assembly. NCBI's taxonomy places the organism in Eukaryota, Metazoa, Arthropoda, Insecta, Lepidoptera, Crambidae.